Messenger RNA from Styela clava, 1555 nucleotides. Its product is annotated as growth hormone secretagogue receptor type 1-like. Gene Ontology annotation, molecular function: G protein-coupled receptor activity. The record is from RefSeq and is a predicted model, not a curated record. Gene Ontology annotation, cellular component: plasma membrane. NCBI's taxonomy places the organism in Eukaryota, Metazoa, Chordata, Ascidiacea, Stolidobranchia, Styelidae. Gene Ontology annotation, biological process: G protein-coupled receptor signaling pathway.
GGUCAUUUCAUUCAAAUUGCUACAGAGUGCUGAUCAAAUUUAGUAAACAGCUCGCGAAGACACCAAAAUGGAAUCCAGCGGCGAGGGUUUCACUCAUUACUUUACGGAGUUCGAGACAACGUUGAGUACUACUACAACCAAGAUAGUCGUUAUUGAGCCUCACGAGAAGCUUUUUCAUACAUGGGAAGGAUUACUUGUCACGAUUUUACUUGGAAUUCUAUGUGUUUUCGGACUGGUCGCAAAUGCACUGACAUUUUUUGUCAUAUGUUCAUCGAGAAAAUUGAGAACGUCUCCAUUCAACAUUCUGAUACUUAGUUUGUGUAUGUCGGACUUCCUUUCAGCACUAAACAGUCCUUUUCAAAUAUACAGACGGAUAUGGGGCUACUUGGAGUUUGAUUUGCCACUUGGAUUUUGCAAGUUUACCGUCGGACUUAGUCAAUGGACAAUGUUUGUUACAGUUCAACAUAUUCUCGUGUUUGGCGUUUUCCGACUACUCGCUAUACAAUUCCCAAACAAAAUUAAGAAAUUCUCAGCGAGGUGGGCAAAGAUAACAGCAAUCUUCAUAUGGGUCGAAGUAUUUUUUGUUAGCGCGCUAUUUUAUUUGAUGGCAUCAACCGUCAUUCCAUACAAACCUGGAAGAUACAAGACGGCCUGUACGUCGGUUAGCAAAGACUGGAGAGACAUAGCAGGAAAAUACACGACCUAUGCAUUGCCGAUAUUGCUAUUUGCACCGUUCAUUGCGAUCAUGAUCUGUGCCUUGAUCAUCGUUAUAUCUAUGAUACAAGUACGAAGAAAACGAGCUAAUGCGAUCGCAUCUCAGAAGAAAAGCUCUUAUGGAACAACUGGUCAAGAGCAAAACUGUUUACCUUCAUAUAAAGAGAUGCAAGCAUCUCAGCAAACGAUCACCGAAAAAAUACAAGAACGCGAAAACGUAGCAAUGCUACAAGUCACGCUCAUAGUGUUCUCAUUUCUACUUGGAUAUUCCGCCGAAGCGGCCUACCGCAUGACAAAAAUAUUGAAUCUGAGGGACCUCUUCACUGUGCGAACGAAAUGGUUGACUCUCACAGUCGCAUAUAUUCUAUUGCGAAUAUCAGAAUGCCUUAAUCCACUUUUUUACAACCUGUCAUCCCGCCCACUGAGAAAAAGAACUAAACGUUUUCUGAAAAUACAGAAAAACUACGAAUCGUCAGACAGCAUCAACGUAUCAGAAACAAAAGAAGAAAAUGUCAGAAAAACAAGCGUUACCGUUGUGUGAAUCAAACACCACCGGAUAUAAGCUGGGUGUCAAAUAUGAAAUGUACACGGGAGUUACAACCAACUCAUAUAACCCAGAUAUGGCGAUAAGAAUGUAGCCCUUUGAUGAGAUAGAAAUUGAAUGUGAAUGUAUUAUUCAUUUUAUAGCAAUGUGUUGUUUAUAUGUCUUGUUCGUGUGUAUAUAAUAUAUCUGCUUCGUCGAAUUGACCCGAGUGUAUAUUCUUAUGACUUAUGAAAACACAUCAGAAACUCUUAAUUUCGGUGCAGGAAUGAACGUACUAAAAUAUGAUCAAUACCGUAG